AUGUUACGGAAAUCAUUAGGAUCGAACAUAAACGCUAUAAUUUUAUUUUUCUCUAAAUUUUAUGUAAUAAACUUUAAACCAAAAGGAUUUACCCUAAAGACUGUGCAUAGAAAAUAUGACAAAGGUUAUAAAAACAGCGAAACCUGCCAAACUAUUAUAUCCAAAGCGUUGGAGAGUGAUGAUGUUCUUAGUGUUUCGAAAACACCUAUACUAAUGAGUUUGUGUAUUUCUUCGCAUAAUCUUAAUUUAAAAGAAUAUAUUCUUCCGCCUUUGUUAAUUCAAGAAUGUUUUAUGAGAGAAAAAUUCAAUAAUAAUAUAUCAGAAUGCUCUACAAACAAGGAUCAUAUUACAUCGUUAUUAAAACAAUGGAUAAAAGAUAAAACUCAGUAUAUUAUAAUCCAUAAUGGAGCUCUUCAUAAUACUAAUAUUUUAUCUCCAACGAAAAUUGUUUUUUCUGUUUGUAUAUUCCUAACGACAAUUGUUCUUCUCAUCUUUUUUAUUAUAUAUAACAUUUCCAAAAUUAAUAAAUUUAUAAAUAUUACAUAUUAUAGAAGAAACUUAAUGAGAAAAAUUUUACAUCACAUUCAUCAUUUUAGAACUAGACAAGAUUUUCCAUCAUGUUCAGGAAAAAAUAAGACUGAUAUAAUUUACAUAUCAGAGACAAAUACACAAAUAUAUUAA
Messenger RNA from Plasmodium gonderi, 681 nucleotides. RefSeq names its product variable surface protein. NCBI's taxonomy places the organism in Eukaryota, Apicomplexa, Aconoidasida, Haemosporida, Plasmodiidae. The record is from RefSeq and is a predicted model, not a curated record. The coding region runs from base 1 to 681 and encodes 226 amino acids. The transcript is spliced from 3 exons.